Molecule: messenger RNA, 480 nt
Organism: Adineta ricciae
Lineage: Eukaryota; Metazoa; Rotifera; Eurotatoria; Adinetida; Adinetidae
Source: the annotation of a GenBank genome assembly
AUGAAUGCUUUACGAGCAUUUUUAGUUUUCCUACUGGGAUGUUGUCUUUGUGGUGUGAAAGUAAAUGCAAGUAAAAUGGAUCUUUGGGAUUUUGGCAGGAUGAUUAGUCAUAAAGGGUAUUCUCGUUGGGAUUAUUAUGGUUAUGGAUGUUGGUGUGGACCGGGAGCGUAUGGUAAUGAAUUUUUAGAUUCAACCGAUUAUUGUUGCAAAACACAUGAUGAAUGCUAUGAUAGUGUUCAGAAUAGUAAUUGUUCACCCUAUUGGGCAUCAUAUAAGUAUGAUAGAUUAUCAAAUGGUCAAUUGCAAUGUACGGAUGCACAUGGAACAUGCGGUCGUAAAGUUUGCGAAUGCGAUAAGGCAGCUGCUGAUUGUUUUGAAGCUAAUCGAGGAACAUACAAGUCUUGGUUACGCGGACUGUCUAAUGAUGACAGACGCAGAUUAUGCAAUCGAGCGUAUAUUCGCCAAGGCUAUUGGUCGUAA